Molecule: messenger RNA, 225 nt
Organism: Wickerhamiella sorbophila
Lineage: Eukaryota; Fungi; Ascomycota; Dipodascomycetes; Dipodascales; Trichomonascaceae
Exons: 1
Coding region: 1-225 (74 amino acids)
Source: RefSeq, a predicted model, not a curated record
AUGACCCGACACGGGAGAUUAAGUGUAGUUAUACCACCAACUGGGUCGCUUGACGAGCAAAUGGCUCAAUUGCAUGGCAAAUUCGAGAAUCUACAGCAGGCCCUCGACCGGCUCCUCGAACAAGUUGAGAAAAUGAGUCCGCUGGUAUUUGGAAUCACUCAAUUGGCGGCAAGUAAUGCUGCGCUUUUCAUGGCGACGGCAGAUUAUGACUUUAAAAUAAAUUAG